AAAAGGGUUCCGGUGAGGCUUACUGCGCCGGCGCGCGGGCUCGAGCGGUUAAAGACCUUUUCGGUGUUCGAGUAUCUGGAUUUGCUCCCUCGGCCUGCCCGGUUAGAAGUCCCUUCAGCAAGGACCAAGGAGACUGCCUCCUCCUAAAGAUCGUUUUCCUCCGGCUCCGAAGCCUCUCGGCGCCCGGCUUUGGCCCUUGCCCUUUGACCCCGUGGCGGCGGGGUGAGAGGUCGGGUGGCCAUCUUGUGGCGGCGGCGCGGGCGGCUGUUACUGCGGAGACCUGUCCCCUCCCCCACCUGGUACCCCUAGCUGUCUGUCAGUCGGCAAGGAGCCCUGCAGCCUGUCAGCGGAGGCCUGGGCCGAGUGCGGUCGCUUUCCCCGUCUCAUCGGACGGCCCAGGCUGCUCCUCACCACCGCCACCAUGUCCUCCUUCUCGGAGUCGGCGCUGGAAAAGAAGCUCUCAGAGCUUAGCAACUCUCAGCAGAGUGUGCAGACCCUAUCCCUGUGGCUCAUCCACCACCGCAAGCACGCAGGACCCAUCGUCUCCGUGUGGCACCGCGAGCUCCGCAAAGCCAAAUCAAAUAGAAAGCUUACUUUUCUGUACUUAGCAAAUGAUGUCAUCCAAAACAGUAAAAGGAAAGGACCUGAGUUCACGAGAGAAUUUGAAUCUGUCCUUGUGGAUGCUUUUUCUCAUGUUGCCAGAGAGGCAGAUGACGGCUGUAAAAAACCUUUAGAGAGAUUGCUGAACAUCUGGCAAGAACGGAGUGUGUACGGCGGCGAGUUCAUACAGCAGCUGAAGCUGUCUAUGGAGGACUCCAGGAGCCCUCCCCCAAAAGCAGCAGAAGAGAAGAAGUCUCUAAAACGAACUUUUCAGCAGAUACAAGAGGAGGAAGAUGAUGACUACCCUGGAAGCUACUCUCCCCAAGAUCCUUCUGCAGGCCCUCUCUUGACUGAGGAAUUAAUCAAAGCUUUGCAGGAUCUGGAAAAUGCAGCAUCAGGGGAUGCUACUGUUCGACAGAAAAUUGCUUCCCUGCCCCAGGAAGUGCAAGAUGUGUCGCUGCUGGAAAAAAUUACAGACAAAGAGGCAGCUGAACGUCUUUCAAAAACAGUAGAUGAAGCAUGUCUGUUACUAGCGGAAUAUAACGGGCGCCUGGCAGCGGAACUGGAAGACCGGCGCCAGCUGGCUCGGAUGCUGGUGGAAUACACCCAGAACCAGAAAGAGGUUUUGUCAGAAAAAGAGAAAAAGCUAGAAGAGUAUAAACAGAAGCUUGCUCGAGUAACUCAGGUCCGCAAGGAACUCAAGUCCCACAUUCAGAGCUUGCCAGACCUCUCACUGUUGCCUAAUGUCACAGGAGGCCUGGCACCUCUGCCCUCUGCUGGUGACCUCUUUUCAACUGACUAGGACAGGUAUCAUGUCCCAGGUUCCCAUGUGUGCCAGAGAAAAGAAGCAAGUCACUGUUGGAGACAGUCCCCUGGCCCGGGCUCCAUCUCUUCAGCCAGCAUCUGCCUCAGCAAUGAAGCGGGAACUCUGACUUCACACUCUCCUCCGGCUCCCUCCUGAGCAUGGCUCAGAACUGUGCAGACGACCCAGUGUUUGCUAAGAACACAGACUCUCCCUCCCAUUCAUGUCUCUUGCCACUGCUGCUUUUCCAUCCUUAGCUCUCUUACGCCCAUAAGCCAUGAGAAUCAUGUGUACUUCUGGAAGCUUUCAGGAGAAGCUUGCCUCAAUGACCGCACGUCAUGGAAGUCUGAGCUGGCCUUGACCAGGUUCUGAACAGGCUCCCAGUGAGGAUUCAGGCUGCAGGGAUCCGGCUUUCCUGGCCACCCUCUGCUCACCAGGUCGGCAGCGCAGCUUUGCCACAAAGAGUUUGCCAAAUAGCUGACCUUUCCCGACCUAAACCACCUCUGUUAGAGAGCUGUUGUCAUGGUGACCUUUCCUGACCUAAAGCACCUCUGUUAGAGAGGUGUUGUCAUGGUGGGUAAGGUUGUUUUGCCAGCAUUCUAGAGAAUCCAACAAUAAGGCUGAUCUGAGACAAAGCCACAGCUCAGUACAGAGGGGCUUCUCACCACAGCCUUCCCGGCCACACACUUCCAGGGCCCCCUGGGGCUGGGAAGGGAGCUGUUGGGAUAGCAUGCCCAGCUGAUAAAUGCUCCACAGCUGGAGUCUGGGCUCACCCUGGAGCGUACAAUAACUAACGCCACCAUGUGGACACACAUCCAGUCUGCUGACUGAACCUGAGCAUCUCUACAGAUAGGACACUGAGCGUGCCAGGCAGCCCCUGCCGCUGUGCAGCCAUGCUCCCAUGCAGAGAGGAGAACUCAUACGAAGGACUCACCUCCAGCAGAGGAGGGGACUGGAGGGAGACUAAUUUGUGGUUUAAUUCCAUUAUCAUGCCAGCUGACAUUAUGACUGAAUGAUGUAGUUAAGAUUUUUACGUCGAGUGAAGAGUGGGCCCGGACCUGGAAGUGAUUGUAAUCUGGCUUAUUUUUGACAUUGGAAAGGGCAGGAUUCAUUUUGUCCUACUAGUGUAAUAGGAAUUGUCGCCUGGAGCUGAAGUCCAAAAGCCCUAAGAAGGAAUUCAGUAAAGGGGCCUUGGGAAGCUUCAUUACUUUACGUGCUGUUUUCAGGAUCACACAUACACACACACACACACACAAAAAAAAAAAAAAGCACACAUCUUUUUUACACGUUAAAGCAAACCUGUGUGUCACCAAGUAGUGAAGCCACCCACCUGCUGUGAGGUGAGACUCGGUUCCACUAUGUCCGGCCUGGUCUUUGUGGAAGCUGUUACUCACAUCAAAUGCAGGCUGCUGUUUGCUUGAUCACUCUGCCUUCUUUGUCCCAUCGUUUUCUCCAGAGGCUACAGGACAGCACUGACUCAGGUGAAAUCCCUGUCUCUGCUGUGGAACAACCCCCACACAGCACACCACUUUACUGUCACACGCAUACUCGCAUGCAACACCUCCCCAGACACACACUCACAUGCACACACCGCUCUUAGCACCUCCUCAGACAUUGCUUGCCCAUGAAACAGUCCAAAAGACAGGAGCAGCUCUGCUCUGAGGACCGCUCAGUAGACUCAGCUCAAGGCUGCUUUAUUCAUUGGAGUCUGACCAGCAACCAGUGUGCAGCUCUUACACAGGAUCAAGACGUGACCAGGAGCCAUUAUGUAAAUGAAUGUGUUGGCCUCUUAACACCUCUUGCUAGCAGACUUCCUGUGAGGAAGUUAGUUUUAAUGAAAUGCUUCAGUUUUUAAUUCUCCCAGUUGUGUGCCCCCCCCCCCAAACCC
Molecule: messenger RNA, 3290 nt
Organism: Apodemus sylvaticus (European woodmouse)
Lineage: Eukaryota; Metazoa; Chordata; Mammalia; Rodentia; Muridae
Gene: Rprd1b
Product: regulation of nuclear pre-mRNA domain containing 1B
Exons: 7
Coding region: 422-1402 (326 amino acids)
Biological process (GO): mRNA 3'-end processing
Cellular component (GO): RNA polymerase II, holoenzyme
Molecular function (GO): RNA polymerase II C-terminal domain binding
Source: RefSeq, a predicted model, not a curated record